GCCAGUCUGCUGGUAGUCGUUUUCGUCUGUUCGCUAGGUUCUCCGCCAAGUCAGCCAAGUUAAGGACGACUUCUCAUGUGCACAGUCUUAUAUUGGAGUUCGAAAUGCUCUCAAGCUCUUGUGCCGAUAUUGUUGCUUCGUUUUUAUGCCGUCGCUACCGGCUGAAGCGACGUUGAAGCGCGAGGAACCAAGCCGGGCGCAGUUCUGUUGGUUCUGUUGGCGCAGGUCUUGCGCAUCUCCGAUACGUUUGGUGACUGUCAAACACUGCAGCAUUCGCUGCGAAGUGAGAACGAAAACGUUCGGAGACAGUGAAGUGUAUUCCUACGUGGCGAACUCCCGAACCUCCUCAAGGGGCUUUGCACGAUGAGCUACAAUCUACAGACAGUCGAGGCUGCUCUGAGCCAGCUUUACAGUAACAUGGGUGCUGGCUCUGCCGAAGCGAAUCAGUACCUGACUGCGAUGCAGGCUUCAGCGCAAGCGUGGGACAUUGCAUGGAAACUUCUUGAUAAAACCAAGCCAGUGGAGGUUCAGUACUUCGGCGCGACAACCUUGCACACAAAGAUUUCACGACACUGGUACCAGCUGCCACAACGAGAGUACGAAAGCUUGAGGAACCGGUUGUUGCAAGCCAUGGUUGACUAUGCACUGGGCCCGAGGCUCGUCCUGACCAAAAUUUUGGUGGCGUUGGCCUCGUAUGUUGUGAACACAAUUGGGAACUUCUGGCCUUCCGCAAUUGACGAUCUACUAGCAUCGUUACAACCACAACUGUUCACAAUUCUGGCAGUGAGUGAGUUCGUUCACUUCCAGCCUGACCACCUCCUGAAAAUUCUGCUGGAUCUACUGACCUUCAUCCCUGAGGAGCUGCAGUCAACAGAGCAGUUGAUGAGAGGCCCAAGUCGGAAGUUGUUGGAAGAAUCUGGUGGCAAGAUUGUGGCCUUCAUCAACAGACUUGCAGUGCUAAACACUGAUGCCCUGGGCUGCCUCUCCUCAUGGUCCCAGCUGGCCUUCGUCCCGGAACAGCACUUGGUGUUGCUUCCACGAGUACUCGCAUGCGUCCGGAAUGCCGAGUUUUGCCGCCCGGCCGUCGAACUGUUGACCGUCAUUGCCGGACAACCGGACCUUCACAAGUUCCCUAGGUUCGUCAUGGAGGUUAUCAGAUGCGUGGUACAAUUAGACGACGUCUUCUCUGAAAAGAUGGCCUCUGGCGAUACGGAAUUGUGCGGUCACCUAUGCAGACUGCUUGUUGAAAUUGUCGAAUGUCACGCCCACAGUAUGGUGUUGAUGCUGCUCAGCAAGACUGACCACAAGCCCACAAUACUGAAGCUCUUUGACCAUUUACUGAAGUUCACGGGGACACCGCACCAGUACCCAGUAGAGGAGACGUGGAGCCGUGACUCCCUUCCGGCCUGGCACGCGCUCCAGGACUCGGUCACCACGUGCGAGGGGCCCCAGCGUGAAUCCCUGCUGCUCAUGCUGCAGCCGCUCUGGCACAAUCUGUUUGUGACCCUUCUGCGCAAAGCGCAGUUGCCUUCAGAUCAAUCUCAGUGGGAUUCGGAGGAGAAAGAUGCCUUGCGGUGCUAUCGCCAGGACAUCGGUGACUGCAUUAUGGCGCUGUUCGACGUCUUGCGGGAGUCUUUGCUCGCGGCGCUCGCUGUUCACCUUGAGCUGGCGGUGCGUGCCCUAGAGAAGGACCGUAGCGCGUGGCAGGCAGCAGAGGUAUGUCUAUUGGCACUGCAGUCAGUGGCAGAGAAUGUCAGACCCCAAGACGAACCAUACCUGGGACCCCAGCUUCGGAAAGCCCUGCCUCAUCUCAUGGCCGACCCUCGGCUCCAGCCAGCCACCCUGACUUGCCUAGGAUCCCUUGGCAGCUGGCUACAGGACCCCCAGCAACUCGGCCUGGUGCUGCCUGUUCUCCUGGCAGGACUCGAGGCGGGACCGAAGAUGUCCAUGGCGGCCUCUCUGGCACUCAAGGACCUUGCCAGGGAUUGCCGCCAGGCUCUUGUCCCGCACACCCAACCCUUGCUGGAGGCCAUCCAGCGACUGCUCUUAACGCAGCAGCUGCGCCCUGCCGAGAGGGUCCGCCUGUUAAACCUGGCCGGCCAGUUGCUGGCAUCGUGGGAGCUCGCACCUUCCGAAGCUUGGCUUUCCACAGUGCUUGAUUACCAGCUACAGCUUCUGCAAGCAGGCACGCCCGCAGUGAGACAGGCAUUGCAGGAACUAGCGGCGCUUGUUUCGGGACUGGCAGGCCGCGAGGAACCACCAUCGCUGGUCGAGGCAGUCGUCCAGCGAGCCUUGCCUGCACUCGGUGCCAUCGCUGCCAUGCACGCCAGCGAUGAAGGCACCAUAGAGGCUCUCUGCGAGUGUGUGAAACGAGCAGCUGUGGCACUCGAACGGCCCGCAGCUGAGCAACUCCUCUUUCUUUUGGUCCAACUUCAAGAGGCAUGUCCCCAGGCAAGCGUUGUGGACACAUGUCGGCCACUGCUGCUGAUGUUAUCGAUUCCGAGCAACAGGCUGCACCCUUCUGCCGUUCCGGCGCUCGCGAGGAUCUGUAAUGUGACUUUGAUUCCGGCAAUGGCAUCCUUGGCCAACUUUCAAGAAAGGACAGCCGUUCUGGAGUCUCUUUAUCAGUGCCUUGGCUUCCUUGCCCGCAAGGCUGUUUACGUUCUAACACCAGAGGCCGUCAAUCUCUCCAUGGUGUUCCAGUGUGCUAUUCUGGCCAUUGGACUUCCCGAGAAAGGAACAGUCAAGGCAGCUGCAUUUUUCCUGGCUGAAGUUAUCCAGCAGAGCGUGCAGCAUGACACACUUGUACAGCUUGCAGAAGUGGUGGACACUUACCGGAUGCUCAUUCUGGAGAGGUGCUUCCUAGUGGUCGGUGGCGGCCAGUCGCCACGGUCGGCAGUGGAACCCAUGGCAGACGUGGUUCUGGCACUGACCAAGCAAAACCUGCAGGCUACCAGCCACUGCGUCUCUGAACUGCUCUUGCGGCCGGGUUUCCCGAGUCCGCAGCUGACCCACGAUCACCGAGUGCGCUACAUCCGCCUGCUUCUCAAAGAGAGGACCAAUAAGCGCAUCAUCAAGGAGGCACUCGUGGAGAUGUGCCUUGUGUGCAGAGGAAUCGUUGGCACAGAGUACGCAGCCCAGACGACGCAGCACUUCCCAUAGGCUACUUGACAAUCUCUGCGACGGGGAACAUUCGUAGGGCAUGUUGGUUGAUCCGUGCUCAACGGAAAAAGGAUCUGCACAUAAAAGCAUCAAAUGCACAGGAAAGAUGCGUGGAAGCACAAGGUGUAGUGCAGGCUCAGGAUUUUAAUGAAAAGAAAAUUAAGGGAGGGGAUCCCAUUUCAGAAACGUGCGUUUCAUUUCUGAGGAGAGUUUCACAAUUAUCAUUGAGUAUGUAUAUAUUUUUGUGCAAACUCAGACACGCAAUUUUUUUUUCUUGCACAACAUGUAGUUUCAAAGUAUCAAACUUGUUGUCCUGCAGGAGAGCUUUUUUUUUUUUCGUAAAGUCUGAAUAGCUAAGAAAAUAACCAUAUCAGAAGUCCAGAAUUAAACCUGUACGCUUUGAAACAAGAAUAGAUCUUCUAAGCAGAUUUAAAUGUAAGUUGUCGAAAUUUUGUGAUUGAAUCGGAAGAAAUCUCACUCGUAAAAGUUCUACAUGGGGUAAUUAAUUUUUGUGCAAGUGAGCUUAAAAUAUCUACCCUUGUUUUACUGCAUGGUUUUCAUACCAGUUUAUCCCGAUAUGUUGAUUGACUUUGUAACUCUCGCAGAUAAGAAAAGAAUUACGUUCCUCUAAGACAUGAAACUUGAAACUCUAAAACUACACAUCGCACUUGAAGAACGAUCGCGUGUUUGAAACAAGUCCGUGAAAAAUGCAUAACCUGUGAAAGGUUCUCAAAAAUAAAAUUAAUUUGCAGGUUCUUUUUUACAAUAUGACUCAAAGCCAAUAGCAUGAGCAUUUUUUUUUUAUCAUGGACAAAGAAUUGUGUCUGCAUAGUUGUAUUUGACAGGUUCACUCAUCACAUUCUCAACUGAGUGAUGUGUAGCAAUUAUGGUGUUUUUUACGUAGACUCGCUGUAAAUUGAAGUCUUUUUAGGGGAGAUGCGAUUUGAAAAAAGAAAUAAUACUAAUUCUUUAUUGUGUAGCCUAGGGCAAUGAAAUUUUUGCUGUUUAUAUUGCCUAUUAUGCUGAUUUUAAAUAUGUGAUUAGUUUUAUAGUGAGUUGCACAGUUUUCGCUUUGUGCCAUGACAAUGUGUAAAGUAUAGUCCAUAUUACAGUCUUCUUAUGCCACUAACUUUUUUCGGUUCUGAGCCAUUAACAGCUCACAUUGCUCCUGACUGUAGGAUGCAAAUAACUAUCAAUAAAGUGUUUAUAAGACAUAUUAAUGGACAAGAAGAAUUGUGAUGUGGGAAUUUUUAGAAUCUCCAGCCCACGCUAAUUGAUUGCGUUGGGUUUUUAAUAACUAUACAGGUGAUACAAAAAAAUUUAAGCUAAAUACUCGCACCCUUCAUAUGUUAAGGAAUGUGUGAGUGAAAUUUCAUCUCGAUUGGGCUAUCAGAAGUACCAAAAACAUGAUGUUGAAACUCAAUACGUGACCCGAAAAUUGUUUUUGAGAAAAGUGAAUUUGAGACGUACAAGUGAAAGCUAAUCUAUGCGGAAGAGAUGUGCGUUUUAAGACGAUUGCUUCCAUCAUGAGAUGCAUGUGACUUGAGGGAAGUCCUCAUGCAAGAUGCAAUGGCAAGCAGCCAGGUUACCAUUUCCAGAGGACUUUAGAGAGUGAGCUCUCUAUAUUCUUUAGUACCCACCUUGUGCUCUUUUAAAGCGAUUUUUAACCUACUUUGAGUUUAAUUAUAUUCUUCAAUUUUUUUGUUGUGAAAGUAGAGAAACUAAACUUAUGAAAGCACAUAAGAAUGAGAAAUAAGUAAUUCUGGAAAAAAACUUGCGACUAUUCGACUCGCAUCUCCCCUUAAAUGGAACUGCCCCCAAUACCUUGUACUUGAAAUAAUUUUUUUUCAUCUCUCACGAAAUGAAACUUCCUUUAAACUUUUCUGAGUCUGGCAAUUAGUCUGCCGUGUAUUCACUAGCCAACAAGUCUAUCAAUAGCUAAAACCAAACACAGCACAAAAUAAAGGGAAACAAUGUUUUGUUUUGUAAUGGUUUGCCAACACGCCUAACAUUUCACGUUAAAGCAUUGGUCAGCUUGCACUACGUGCUGUCAUUACGCGCCUUUCCUGUGUAUUUUUGCACACAAACUGUUCAGUCUGUGAUAUCACACUUCAAACAGUGCACCUUUUAUUUAUGGAGGUGUGCAAACAUUUCUCGUGAGAACAGUCGGUGUGGCACUGAGGUCUAGUACUCACCGUUGUAUUAGUCAUAGCUGUAAAAGAUCUCAGCCACGUGUCAUUUAAUCAAACUCUUCCGUGUGAAGUUAUAUGCGUUCGAGUGUGUGUGUUUAAAAAGCAAUAACAAGGCUACCCAUGCUCUGUGUGCAUUGCCAAACUCGUCUAUUGGCUGUUUGUAAGCGAUCCACCUUGAAUUUAAUGUUCCCCUGGCGUGCGUUUCACUGCAAGUUCAGUUACUGCAUGUCAGUGCUGUGCUACUGUCAAUUUUCGAGCUACCGUAACUUUGCAGUCAAAUACAUUAGCUUGACGCUGAUGGCUGAAGGAAGUUUUGAGUACUUUGACGUCAGGUGUACUAAAAGAUAAGUGCUGAAAUACAGAUAUAAGUAAAGCUGCUCUCUUCUUUAUGUUGUCAGCUUUAGUGCCCUGCAGCGUAGCAAAUGCGAGUACUACUAGUAGUACUCGCCUACAAUUACGUAUUCCUGAAGGUGUGUACUAAUAAAAGCAUACUACUCUAGCAAUACCCUGCAGCAAGCAGACGCAGUCACAGGAAGUGGACGAGCCCGAUAAAUGAUUCUGUAGCUUGUGUGCGAUUUAACGUGGCUCUGCCCUGCUCGAAAAGCUUGAUUUUAAGGGCUCCGCUUUGUUCGAAAGUAAAGCAGCAUUACUUUAUUCACUACCCUUCAGCCUCUUGAAAUUCGUGAAAAUUGCGUCGUUUUGAAAAGAGUUUAUGAAUACGUUGGAGCAUUUUUAUACUUUAGUAACAGGGUCAGUUACGUCUCUUUUCUUUUUUUUCUUACUCUGCUGGUAGGUUCUCCAGCAGUUGACAAGGGAAGAGAGUGUUGUUUGGUUGUUUUGUGAUUAGCGCUGUGGACCUAACGCAAGUGCUGUGAUGCAGGCAUGCCUGGCAGCUUCGAGGAGUGUGGUUCAAACACGAGCAACUUGUCAUUGUCAUUAGGUUAGCGUCGGUGUUGUUGAAAAUUUGGUGUACGUUCUUUUUCUUAUUCGGUGGGUGCUUGUUACUGCUGUAUCACAUAGCCCGAGUCUGUACAGUUUUUGUCGAUUGCGUGCCGUACGUGCUUUUUUCCAUUUGUUUUGUACAGAUGACAUCUUUUUCAAGAAUCUACGAGCGGCAGCUCUGUUGACCAUGUUUACUUGUACAGGUUAUAAAGAUGUUUGCAACUGAAAACAAAAA
Molecule: messenger RNA, 6531 nt
Organism: Rhipicephalus microplus (southern cattle tick)
Lineage: Eukaryota; Metazoa; Arthropoda; Arachnida; Ixodida; Ixodidae
Gene: cdm
Product: importin-13-like protein cdm
Biological process (GO): protein import into nucleus
Cellular component (GO): cytoplasm
Molecular function (GO): small GTPase binding
Source: RefSeq, a predicted model, not a curated record